AUGGGAGUUGCUGUUCGACCCUUCAAAGCCUCGCUCAGCCGGAAAAUCCGCCCCGUCCUCGUGUGCGUCUCGCUCCUGCUCCUCGUCGGCUUCGUCGGCUUUGAGCGCUGGGAAUCUCGCUGGCAGUAUGCUCUCCCGCUCGGCCUGGAAGCGGCCCUCCCGCAGCGCCUGCGUGUCCCGCCCCCGUGCCGCCCCGACCUCGAGCACCUGCGCCGCGUCGAGUACAACCUGACCCGGCAGAUUGUGUACCAGAAGCGGUGCGUCACCGGUCUCAGAGACCCUGCCGCGUCGCGAGACGUCGUGGCCAGCGAGCCGAGGCCCCUGCUCGACGCCGCGGCGAGCCGCGUGCUGGACCUGAGGAGCGCGUGCGACGGGUCCUUGCCGCAGGACGCGCCGUGCGACGCCAUCACCCUCCAGGUGCCGCCCCCCUUCCCCGCGGGCGGCUACGCCGAGUUUCUGUUCGGGGUGGCCUCGUCGUCCGAGAGGCUGAGCGCGUCCGUCCCGCAGUUCCGGCACUGGCUCGGCGGUACCAAGGCCCGCCUGCUCGCCGUCGUCACCGACACCGACUUUUCCCCUCGCCGCAUGAGCAGGCUCGCCGCGCAGUUCGAGCGGUCCGGCAUCCGCUUCAUCGGCGCCCGGCCCGACGAUCCGUCCGUCGGCGUCAACGAGCUGCACUUUGUCGCCGUGCGCCACCUGCUCCGCCACGCCGCCGCCGACACCCGAUGGGGCGUCAUCAUCGACGACGACACCUUCUUCCCGUCUCUGCACCCCGUCGCGCGGGAGCUCGCCAAGCUGGACGCCUCGACCCCCGCCUACGUCGGCGCCCUGUCCGAGAACAAGGACGCCGUCGACUUCCACGGGUACAUGGCCUACGGCGGCGGCGGCAUCUUCCUCUCGGUGCCGCUGCUCAAGCUGCUGGAACCCAACGUCGAGGCUUGCCUCAACGAGAGCAGGAUCCGCGAGGGCGACGGCAUGCUCAAGUACUGCGUCGACGACAAGACAGCCGCCAACUUCACCCAGGUCCAGGGGCUGCACCAGCUCGACUUUAGCGGCGACCUGGCCGGCUUCUACGAGUCUGGCAAAUGGCCUCUCAGCCUGCAUCACUGGAAGUCGUGGCACAAGGCCCCCGUCGACAAGAUCGCCCAGGUCUCCCACUUCUGCGGCCCGUGCCUCUUUCAGCGCUGGCGGUUCGGGCCCGACACCGUGCUCGCCAACGGAUACAGCAUAGCCGUGUACAGCAAGGGGACCGCGGACCUGCAGCUCGAUCGCAUGGAGGCCACCUUUCUGGACUCGGGCGCCGGCCAGGAUUGGGAGUGGAGUCUCGGUCCCAUGCGCGAAAAGCUGCCCAAGAGCGAAAAGAAGAGCUAUCUUUUGAUUGACGCCGAGGUCGUUGGCCGUCACCUGCGCCAAGUCUACGUCUACCGUCCCGAGCCCUCGAGCCCUCCAUCCGAGGAUGCGCCCAAAGACGAGGUCGUCGAACUGUGGUGGGACUGGAAAUGA
Messenger RNA from Ustilaginoidea virens, 1500 nucleotides. RefSeq lists its product as uncharacterized. The transcript has a single exon. NCBI's taxonomy places the organism in Eukaryota, Fungi, Ascomycota, Sordariomycetes, Hypocreales, Clavicipitaceae. Gene Ontology annotation, molecular function: acetylglucosaminyltransferase activity. The record is from RefSeq and is a predicted model, not a curated record. Bases 1 to 1500 code for a protein of 499 amino acids.